Messenger RNA from Heterostelium album PN500, 2778 nucleotides. RefSeq lists its product as uncharacterized. Lineage: Eukaryota; Evosea; Eumycetozoa; Acytosteliales; Acytosteliaceae. Bases 1 to 2778 code for a protein of 925 amino acids. The record is from RefSeq and is a predicted model, not a curated record. Gene Ontology annotation, molecular function: protein dimerization activity. The transcript is spliced from 2 exons.
AUGCCAAAGAAAUCUGUAUCUACUACCUCUGUUAAACAAACUACCAAUGGUAAACAUCUAAAGCAUAAGAAACAAUAUGGUAUUGGUGGUGGUGGUGGUGAUGACGAUGUAGACGAAAGAGAAGAUUGUACCAGUACUCUGACAACGAUAACGACUACCAUUCUAAAGAAAAAGUCGAGCUCUGAGAAUCUAAAGAGAGAGAAGCACUGUGCAUCCGAGAGAAAAGGCAGAGAGAAGAGAAAGAACCUAUUGCUUUCUCUGGCUGAUAUGGUCGGUCUAUCCUCUUCAAGAGAUUCUAUGGUUGUAUCCAACGACAAGAACUACGCUGCCUCCAGUACCAAAGAGAAGAAAUCGGCCAACUGUGAUACCAAACCGACUGCUGCCAACAUACUUACCAAAGCCAUAGAUGUCAUUGCCGAACUAAAAGAGAGAAACGAUAUUUUGAUUCAACAAUUGCAACAAUUACAACUAGAACAUCAACAAGUAUCAGAUUCUAACUCUACUUCAAUUACAACUGCUACUUCCACUUCCACUUCAAAUAUAAAUAUUAGAGCUAGUUCUUCUAUGGUACCGAAUACAAGUUCAAAGACAAUAUCAUCGGCAUCAUCAACAACAACACCACCAUCAUCAUCAACCUCUACCAAUACACUACCAUCUUUACUGUGGAUGUUGGCAGAGGUGGGUAUUUACACUAGACAGCAUAGUGCUGAGCUUGAAGUACAUCAUUGUAACAACAACGAUACUAUUUCAUCAGCAUCUUCGUUGCUAAGUUCUUUUGGAUCUCUUCCUCUAUCACCAUUUCUACAAAAAGAUAAUGAUUUUCAUCGUCAUUCAGACAAUAAUUAUCAACAAUUUCACUUUUACAAUCAAAAUUACUUAAUCAAUCCAAUGGAUAGUGAAUAUAGAAGUAAUAUUUUUAAAAAGAUAAUAAAUUCUAAAUGGUUGUGUAGUAAGAUAUUUCAAGAGAUAAGAGAUUUUCAUAGAUUCUAUUGGUCUGGAUUGAGAGAAACUCUAACAUGUAGUUGGGAUGAACUUGGAAUGAUAUGUGAUUGGCAAGAUCUCGGUUGUUUCCCAGAAGAAUUAAUAAGAUUCAAUAUGAAUGAUCGGUACAAAUCGAUAUUCAAUCAUUUAUGCUUAGCAAUCAAAAAUGAUCAAUCUAAUGAUCACGAUGAUAAUGAUGAUAGUCUUACAGUUCUUGAUCACUUUAAGCUACAGUUCAUAAGAUCUCUCAAAACUGCAUCGCUAUAUGGCAAUCAUGACCUCAUUGAGUAUAUAUACAAUCGAUGCGAUCAUAAAGAUCGAAUAGCAAUUGAUUUCAGAUCAAUCUAUAGAUAUGCAAUGAAAGGAGGUCAUCUUUCAAUUAUUAAAUUUCUCAAUGAUAAGAGUAUCAUCGAGUUUCUCAAAGAGAAUAAAAUAGAACAGGUAUUCUCUGUUACGUCCAUUACCAAAGCAGCGAAAAACGGUCAUCUAUCGAUAGUACAGUAUCUCCACGAGAAUAGAAAUGACGGUGCAACAUCGAAAGCAAUGGAUAUGGCAAGUGUUAAUUCACACCUAGACAUCGUGAAGUACCUACAUUUCAAUAGGACCGAGGGUUGCACCUAUUUGGCAAAGAGCAAGUGUAAAUCCAUGGAGAUUGCAGAGUUUCUCUUCACCAAUCGAACAGAACAAUCAUCAUCGUCCUAUAUAGGUGCCAUUGAAUCGGGUGAUCUAAACUUGGUUAAAUACAUCUAUCAAUGUUAUCCGAGUGACUUUUCAGGAGGAGGAGGUAGUCCUAUCGAUUUGGCAAUGGAAAAGGGAUUCUUUGAUAUUGCUGAGUAUCUCGUGGUGAAUGGAAUCGGUCAGUGCAGGAAUUCAACAAUUACAAAUGCUGCAUUUCAUGGUCAGUUCAAUCUUGUAAAAUUAAUUCAUAAACAACUUGCUAGCAGUUCGGCAACAAAAUCGAAUGAAAUCCAUUUGUUUAGUUUCCUACAUGCAACGAAGCAUCGAAAUAACUUGGAGCUUGUUGAGUUCUUGUUUACCAAUAGGUCUGGUGUAAUUACUAGUGCUGCCGUUGAAAAUGCUGCAUCAGUUGGAGAUCUACCAACACUGAGAUUCCUUCUUCAGCACGGUGGAGAGGGUACAUCUAUUGCAUUAACGAAAGCAGUUGUCAACGGUCAUUCCGAAGUUGUAAAGUUUCUUAUAGAGAAUCAAUCAGUGGAAUGUCCACCCAAGCUAUUGGAUACGUUCAAUAUUGAGAAACAUUUCGAAUUGUUUCGAUAUCUACAUUACAAGAGACCGGAUUUGCCGAUUAGGAUUGCUAUGGAUUGUUUGGCAGCUAGUGAGAAUCAAGCAGCAAUGGAAUGGUUCAUCAACAAUCGAACGGAGCGAUUCACCUCGAAUGCCUUUGAGUAUGCAAUCAAACACAACCGACUAUCAAACAUUCAAUGGUUACAACGAAAUUGUAGCUAUUUGCAAUUGGAUGCGAAACACUUUAAGAGUGCUGCGAACCGUGGUUAUUUUGAUAUCGUUCAGUAUCUAAACAGUCAAAACACACCAUAUUCAAAGAAAGUAAUCGAGAAAGCAAUCAAUAGUGCUUCUAUAGAUAUCGUCAAGUUCUUACAUUACAAUCGUAGCGAACCGUGCUACAGCAAAGCAUUUAGGAAUGCAAUUCAAAACAAAGAUCUACCAAUCCUCAAAUUCCUCCUGAUGAACCGUACCGAAGAGACCUAUAUCAAUCCCUCUUCAAAGUUCUACCAUUAUCUUCAAAGAUCAGAAUUCAUAAAGAAAUUAAACAUUUAA